GUUGUGAGUGACCCGAGAAAGGGCUAGGAGCGGUGAGUGGUAGCGGUGGUGGAGCGGCCACAAAGCCCAGCGAGCGAUUACCUUGUUCUCGGCUGCUGGUGAUACCGGCCCCGGGCAGAAAUGUCGAGGAGACGGCACAGUGACGAUAAUGACGGGCAACCUCACAAACGGAGAAGGACAUCUGAACCAAUUGAAAUUGAAGAUCGGUUGGAAUCUUUGAUAUGUCGUGUUGGAGAAAAGAGCACAUCCUCAUUGGAGAGCAACUUGGAAGGUCUAGCCGGAGUUUUAGAAGCUGACCUGCCAAACUAUAAAAGUAAAAUCCUAAGAAUACUUUGUGCUGUAGCACGACAGCUUCCUGAAAAGUUAACCGUAUACACAACACUGGUGGGGCUAUUAAAUGCAAGGAACUACAACUUUGGUGGAGAGUUUGUUGAAGCUAUGGUUAGACAACUCAAGGAAACUUUGAAAACAAAUUUAUACACCGAGGCAGUUUUUGCUGUUCGAUUCCUGUCUGAUCUUGUGAACUGCCAUGUGAUUGCAGCUCCUUCAAUGGUGGCAAUGUUUGAAAAUUUUAUUAGCGUAACACAAGAGGAAGAUGUACCACAGGUACGCUGUGACUGGUAUGUGUUUGCAGUACUCUCUUCUCUGCCCUGGGUUGGGAAGGAGCUGUAUGAGAAAAAAGAUGUAGAGAUGGAUCGAAUCCUAUUACAGAUUGAAAGUUUUCUGAAGAGACGUCAAAAGCAUCAUGUGCCGAUGUUACAAUGCUGGACUGCUGAACAACCUCAUCCACAGGAAGAGUACUUGGAUUGCCUUUGGGCACAAAUUCAGAAAAUGAAAAAAGAUCGUUGGCAGGAGAAACACAUCUUAAGGCCGUAUUUGGCAUUUGAUAGCGUACUCUGUGAGGCCUUGCAACACAACUUGCCACCUUUCACCCCACCACCUCACACAAAGGAUUCCAUCUAUCCUGUGCCACGAGUCAUUUUCAGAAUGUUUGACUACACAGAUGCCCCUGAGGGCCCAGUAAUGCCUGGUAGCCACUCUGUUGAGAGAUUUGUAAUUGAGGAGAAUCUGCAUUGCAUCAUCAAAUCUCAUUGGAAGGAAAGGAAAACAUGUGCUGCCCAGCUGCUUAGUUAUCCUGGAAAGAACAAGAUUCCUCUAAAUUACCAUAUAGUUGAGGUUGUCUUCGGAGAACUUUUCCAGUUGCCGUCACCUCCUCACAUUGAAGUCAUGUAUACAACACUGUUAAUUGAACUCUGCAAGCUGCAGCCUGGCUCUUUACCGCAGGUGCUUGCACAAGCUACAGAGAUGCUAUAUAUGCGGAUCGAUAGUAUGAAUACAAUUUGCAUAGACAGAUUUAUCAAUUGGUUUUCUCAUCAUUUGAGUAACUUUCAGUUCAGAUGGAGCUGGGAUGAUUGGUCUGAUUGUUUGGCUUUGGAUCCCGACCAAGCCAAACCAAAAUUUUUGCGUGAAGUGUUGGAAAAAUGUAUGAGGCUUUCCUAUUAUCAAAGGAUAGUGGAUAUUGUACCUGAGAACUUUGCAGCUCUGUUACCUGCUAAUCCACUGUGUAUUUACAAGUAUGGCGAUGAGAGCAACAGUUCUCUGCCUGGUUAUGCUGUGGCUGUCAAUGUCUGCAAUGCUAUUAAAAGCAAAGCAAGCAAUGAUGAAAUCUUGAGCAUACUCAAAGACCUACCAAAUCCUAAUCAAGAGGAUGAUGAUGACGAUGAAGGAUUCAGCUUUAAUCCUUUGAAGAUUGAAGUUUUUGUGCAGACUUUACUUCACUUGGCUGCCAAAUCCUUUAGCCAUUCCUUCAGUGCUUUGGCAAAGUUUCAUGAGAUUUUUAAGACUUUGGCUGAAGGUGAUGAGGGCAAGCUACAUGUACUAAGAGUCAUGUUUGAUGUUUGGAAGUGUCAUCCUCAGAUGAUGGCUAUGUUGGUUGAUAAAAUGAUCAGAACACAGAUUGUAGACUGUGCAGCAGUAGCAAACUGGAUCUUCUCUUCAGAAAUGGCACACGAUUUCACUAGGUUGUAUGUCUGGGAAAUUCUUCACUCCACCAUCCGAAAGAUGAACAAACAUGUACAAAAGGUCCAGAAGGAACUUGAAGAGACUAAAGACAAACUGGAUAAACAGCACAAAAGACGAGACAGUGAUGAUGACUAUGAUCAGAACAGUGAUGAAGAUGAAGAUGGUCCUUUGGAAGAACAGAUUGAACGUCUUCAGGAGAAGGUUGAAUCUGCUCAAAGUGAACAGAAAAACCUCUUCCUAGUAAUUUUCCAGCGUUUUAUAAUGAUCUUGACAGAACAUCUUGCAAGGUGUGAAACUGGUGGGAUUGAUUUUAACACACCUUGGUAUAAGAACUGCAUUGAACGUUUACAGCAAAUUUUCCUCCAGCAUCACCAAAUCAUUCAACAGUACAUGGUCACUUUGGAGAACCUGCUGUUCACAGCUGAGCUGGACCACCACAUACUAGCUGUCUAUCAGCAGUUCUGCGCUCUUCAGUAAUCACGAUUGUGUGCUGCAGUCGUAUUUUCCAAAUCCCACCUUUUUUUGGCACUUCUUUCAGUCUUUCAUCAAUGAGUACAAGCAACAUCCUUGUAUUGAUAAUACCUUUUCUGAAGCUUUUUUGCCUAAUUAUCUGUGAAAACCAUGGAGCAUGAAGAAAGUUGCCAUUCACAUUAGAAAGGAUUCCUCUCCUCAAAACAAACAAAUAGACUUUAAUAGUUAGAGACUGUAGAGGCUCAAGAGAUGAACAUACAUAAUUUGAUUUAAGUCUUUUGGAAUUGACCUAAGUUUUAAAUUUGCUUUGUACUUGGUCUGGUUUGGUUUUGGAUACAGUGUAAUACUGCAUCUUGCUAAUUAAUACCUGCUCCCUCCUUAUGAUCUACCUUCCAGUUAUACAUUUAAGUUGCAUGUUGUAACUUGUCUGAAAUUGUGCUCCUUGAUAGUAGACCAAAGUUUUGAAUUUAGACGUUGUAUUGUGUUCUUUUGGUUCUAGCAACAGCAAUAGGUAACUCUACUGAUAUCAAUGGGACUGAAUUUAUUUGGGAUACUGUCCUUUUUUUAAAAAAAUGAGAGGGUAUGCUGUUUUAAAAUUUUAUAAACCCAUCCAAGUCACACACAGUGGGAAAUGGAGAGAUGAAGCUACCACAUAGUUGAAAAAACUAAUUAAUAUUUUUUAUAAAUCUAAUGAAAGUGACUGAAGGCCGAUAGCAAUGUUGUAAUUUAUUGGGUCCGGUCACUGUUAAGCCAUCUGGUCGUAUUACAGAAGGUCAAGACCCCUUUUGACUGACCAAUUAGACUUGUACUUAAACAACCACCAGUUGGUCAUGUCUCAUAAAAAGGCUUUGGCUUGUAUCUGUAGCAGCAAUGAGCCUGAGGUGAAACUGGCGCUGUGUACAAAAGCAGAGUAUCUAUGCCCGAGCUAGUCCUUUAUACAAAUCACCAUUGCAAAAUGGGACUUGUUUCAUGAUCAACUAACCCCCUAACGCUGUGUUAUCUUUUUAUUCUUCAAAAUUCUCACCCUGCUACCAAUUCCCACAAAAUGCUAAUGUGACUUACUGAAAUGAGGGUAGAGCUUGUGUUUUAAGUCAUGAAGCUCUGAGCAAACUGUAUUAGCAAAUCAGAACCAACAAAUGGGUGAACCUCUUGGGGACUACAGGUUAAUUUUAUUGAAUUCAUACAUUCUUCCCAAACUGCUUUUCUUUCUUUAAACACCAGAUUGUAUAUAAAACGGGCUACCAUCCCUCGGGUAUAGUUUUGUUUUAAAACCCUGACAUCUGUCUAAUUCAAUAUUGAGCGAUCUGGCAAUACGUGUAUUCAGAGACAUUUAGUUUAGUAAAAUUUGAAUACUGCCAAGUAAAAGAUGACUUUGCAAUUUUGAUUAAAUUUUUGAAUAUUUUACAGAA
This is a messenger RNA of Hemiscyllium ocellatum (epaulette shark), 3902 nucleotides long. RefSeq names its product nuclear cap-binding protein subunit 1. The coding region runs from base 121 to 2499 and encodes 792 amino acids. Gene Ontology annotation, cellular component: nucleus; nuclear cap binding complex. Gene Ontology annotation, molecular function: RNA cap binding; protein binding; mRNA binding. NCBI's taxonomy places the organism in Eukaryota, Metazoa, Chordata, Chondrichthyes, Orectolobiformes, Hemiscylliidae. The record is from RefSeq and is a predicted model, not a curated record. The transcript is spliced from 23 exons. Gene Ontology annotation, biological process: mRNA export from nucleus; nuclear-transcribed mRNA catabolic process, nonsense-mediated decay; regulation of mRNA processing.